Molecule: messenger RNA, 936 nt
Organism: Rotaria sp. Silwood1
Lineage: Eukaryota; Metazoa; Rotifera; Eurotatoria; Philodinida; Philodinidae
Source: the annotation of a GenBank genome assembly
AUGACAGACGACAAGAAAGAUUCAUCUAAAGAGCUUGAUUUAUGGAUUGAACAAUUACAAGAAUGUAAACAAUUACAAGAGAAUCAUGUUAAAUUUCUUUGUGAUCGUGCUAAAGAUAUACUUUCAAAAGAAUCGAAUGUACAAGAAGUUCACUGUCCUGUAACGGUAUGCGGUGAUGUACAUGGACAAUUUCAUGAUUUAAUGGAAUUAUUUAAAAUUGGUGGUAAUGCACCAGAUACAAAUUAUUUAUUUAUGGGUGAUUAUGUUGAUCGUGGAUAUUAUUCAGUUGAAACAGUCACAUUACUUGUUGCACUCAAAGUUCGAUAUAAAGAUCGAAUAACAAUUCUUCGUGGUAAUCAUGAAUCCCGACAAAUUACUCAAGUUUAUGGAUUUUAUGAUGAAUGUCUAAGAAAAUAUGGCAAUGCUAAUGUUUGGAAAUAUUUUACUGAUUUAUUUGAUUAUCUUCCAUUGACAGCAAUUGUUGAUAAUCAAAUUUUUUGUUUACAUGGUGGUCUUAGUCCAUCAAUUGAUACAUUAGAUCAUGUUCGAGCUUUAGAUCGAAUUCAAGAAGUACCACAUGAAGGACCUAUGUGUGAUUUACUUUGGUCGGAUCCUGAUGAUCGAGGUGGUUGGGGUAUUUCACCACGUGGUGCUGGUUAUACAUUUGGACAAGAUAUUUCCGAAACCUUCAACCAUACCAAUGGUUUACAAUUAGUUUCUCGAGCUCAUCAACUUGUUAUGGAAGGAUACAAUUGGUGUCAUGAUAAAAAUGUAGUAACAAUAUUUUCUGCACCUAAUUACUGUUAUCGUUGUGGAAAUCAAGCAGCAAUAAUGGAAUUAGACGAUUCAUUGAAGUAUUCAUUUCUUCAAUUCGAUCCAGCACCUAGACGAGGUGAACCACAUGUAACACGAAAAACGCCAGACUAUUUUCUUUAA